This is a messenger RNA of Oncorhynchus mykiss (rainbow trout), 6194 nucleotides long. RefSeq names its product TNF receptor-associated factor 6 (gene traf6). Gene Ontology annotation, molecular function: zinc ion binding; ubiquitin protein ligase activity; tumor necrosis factor receptor binding. Gene Ontology annotation, biological process: lipopolysaccharide-mediated signaling pathway; regulation of canonical NF-kappaB signal transduction; regulation of apoptotic process. NCBI's taxonomy places the organism in Eukaryota, Metazoa, Chordata, Actinopteri, Salmoniformes, Salmonidae. Gene Ontology annotation, cellular component: plasma membrane signaling receptor complex. The record is from RefSeq and is a predicted model, not a curated record.
GCCCGGCAUAAACCACCAAUGAGGCAGAGAAGAAGGCUGACGAAAAUGCAGGAAGUAAUUAAUUAGCUAAGGAGAGUCAGUCAAGAAAACUGAUGUUCUUUCAAGGCUACGAUGUCCUGCUUUGAGAUUGAUAAGAGCAGCCUGGAGAAUGAUGAAGCGUGUUGCGGUGGGGCGGCCGCGUCACAGCUGUCCAACUGUGCGCUGGCCAUGCUGGAGAAAGAGGGCAGCGACUCUGCGCUGAGCCCCACGGAGAGUACCCCCACCAGCCUACAGGGCGGCGCCCCACUGCAAGGCUACGACGUGGAGUUCGACCCUCCGCUGGAGAGCAAGUACGAGUGCCCCAUCUGCCUCAUGGCCCUGAGGGCAGCCGUGCAGACGCCGUGCGGCCAUCGCUUCUGCCGUAGCUGCAUCGAGAAGUCCAUCCGUGAUACAGGGCAGAGGUGUCCAGUGGAUAACGAGGUACUACGGGAAGACCAGCUGUUCCCAGAUAACUUUGCCAAGCGGGAGAUCCUCUCCCUAACGGUGCGCUGCACCAACGUAGGCUGCACUGACAAAAUGGAGCUUCGCCGCCUGGAUGGCCAUGUUACGAAAUGUGAGUUUGCCACCGUGCCUUGUCCGCUGUGCCAGGACGCGGUGUGGAAGAGCCAGCUGGAGAUGCACCAAAGCCAACACUGCCAGCGGAGACCUGUGUCCUGUCCCGACUGUGUAGAGAGCUUUGUUUACGAGGACAGCAAGAUUCAUGAGUCGCUGUGUCCCUUUGCCAACGUGGUGUGUCAGUACUGCGGUAUGGAGCUCAUCAGAGACCAGUUGGAAUCUCACUAUGACACAGACUGUCCGAAGGCUCCGAUUGCCUGUACCUUCAGCACUUUUGGAUGUCGAGAGAUGAUGCAGCGCAAUGACCUGGCGCAGCACAUGCAGGAGUUCACUCAGAUGCACAUGCGCUGCAUGGCUGAGUACCUGCACAGGCACAGCCUUACCGGGUACACCCAGCCACCUUCUUCUGAGGACCGAGGGGCUGCCGCCGCAGAGCUGGGGGCACACCCAGGAGCUAGCAGCAGUGGCGCCCCCUGCCAGUGCUGCGGGGAACUGCAGACCAUGCGGGAGACCACCCAGCAGCUGGAGGGCCGUCUAGUGCGGCAGGACCACCAGCUACGUGAGCUGAGCAUUCAGGCGGGGCUGGUGGCGGAGCUCCGUCGUAAGGUCACCUCGCUGGAGGAGAACCUAAAGGAGCUGGAGGCCAAGCAGUGCCAGGGUGUGUACGUGUGGCCCUUGGAGGGCUUCUCGGGCUACCUACGUACCCAGGCUGCCGGACAGCCUGUUGUGGUGCACAGCCCUGGCUUCUACACGGGCCGGCCGGGCUACAAGCUGUGUCUGCGCCUCCACCUCCAAACGCCCUCGGCACAGCGCUGCUCCAACUACAUCUCACUGUUUGUUCACACCAUGCAGGGGGAAUUUGAUGGGCAGCUGUCGUGGCCCUUCCAAGGCACCAUCCGGCUGGCCGUGCUGGACCAGGGGCCUGAGGGCCAGCACCAUGUGGAGGUGAUGGAGACCAAGCCCGACCUGCAGGCCUUCCAGAGGCCCACCAUCCAGAGGAACCCCAAGGGCUUUGGCUACGUCACCUUUCUGCACUUGAUGGAGCUACAGCAGCGGGGGUUUGUGCACGACGACACGCUGCUGGUGCGCUGCGAGGUGACGCCGCGCUUCGACACCGCCCUGAGGCGCGAGGGGGCGGCCAUGCAGCCCAGAGGGCCCGAGGCCUCGCUGUGAGGACACUUUUAACGUUCCAAGUGACGAGGUCAAUCGCCACCAACGUUAUCAGUACAAAGUAUCAGUUUGCCGUUUUCCUGAGUUGUUGUAUCACACAGGAUCAUUGCAUUGGGCUCAGUCAUGACCGACAUCAUGGGAAAGUGUACGGCUCAGUUGUGGGUUUUUAUCUCCAACUCCAAAAGGCUUUUCUCUGCUGUAGCUGUUGAGUGAUGGACUGGAUGUUGGUGGCGAUGAACACCAAGGUUUCCUGCAACAAGUCGAGAGCUUGGGGCUGUAUUAUUUUAUCUGCAUUUUUGUCAAAAUUGAGUUAUUGACAUUAGCCUUAUUCUGUUCAAUGUUCUCUACCUAUAUAUUCCUCCAAAUACCCCAAUUCAUGUUAAGUUCAAAAGAAUACAAGAUUUAAAAAAAAAUAGCUGACACCAUUUAAACCAAUGAGGUUUCAGAACUUUAAAGCCGAUCUCACAAUCAUCUAUUUGCAGGCAGAACGUUCUAGUCCCAUGGUCUGUGUUCCAUCACUGAUCCAGCAAUGUGUCGCAGGCUACUGUACUGCUCAAAAUAGAUAGGAUUUCAAAAUGUCUUAUGGUGCCUACAUUAGGUUGUAAUAAACAUGACUUUGGUUUCAGUGCAUCGUUCUUUGUGACAGCUUUGUAGUGGAGGCCGGGCAAAGUCUCGUUAAUUAUCAUAACAUGUUAUUACAGUUUGAUAUUUAUGUCAAGCUCAAAGUCAUGUUUAUGACAACUUUAUGUUGGCAUUAAAGAAGCCAAUUCAAAUAAGAUGUUACUAGAAGUGUAUUUCUGUUGGAGAUUAGGAAGGGGACAGAGAGUGAUGUAGGACAGAGAGCUACUCAAUCAAAUGAAUCCCUUUUAGCGCUUUCUACAAAGCACAGCGAGGGCUGGGGCAGGACCAUCUGUAGGCAGGAGAUGACCAGACGCAGAACUACCUAUCAACUUAUUGUACAUCCUGGAUGACGAGAGUCAGGAUCACUGGCAUUUCCCUGGUCUUCUGGUUGGAGGAUCAUACAGGGAAGAUGGGGCAACGGUCCUAACCUGGUCUUCUGGUUGGAGGAUCAUACAUGGAAGAUGGGGCAACGGUCCUAACCUGGUCUUCUGGUUGGAGGAUCAUACAGGGAAGAUGGGGCAACGGUCCUAACCUGGUCUUCUGGUUGGAGGAUCAUACAGGGAAGAUGGGGCAACGGUCCUAACCUGGUCUUCUGGUUGGAGGAUCAUACAGGGAAGAUGGGGCAACGUCCUAACCUGGUCUUCUGGUUGGAGGAUCAUACAGGGAAGAUGGGGCAACGUCCUAACCUGGUCUUCUGGUUGGAGGAUCAUACAGGGAAGAUGGGGCAAUGGUCCUAACCUGGUCUUCUGGUUGGAGGAUCAUACAGGGAAGAUGGGGCAACGGUCCUAACCUGGUCUUCUGGUUGGAGGAUCAUACAGGGAAGAUGGGGCAACGGUCCUAACCUGGUCUUCUGGUUGGAGGAUCAUACAGGGAAGAUGGGGCAACGUCCUAACCUGGUCUUAAGACCUCUUCUGGUUGGAAGAUCAUACAGGGAAGAUGGGGCAACGGUCCUAACCUGGUCUUAAGACAUCUUCCCAGACAAAAGAGCUGUGCAUGAAGACGUCUUCGGAAGAAGAGAUUUCCUGAACAAUGGCUGUGCGUUAGGACAUACAAUAAGCAGUGACAUAUGAAUGAGUUGGUAUACACAGUGGUCUAAAGUACUUAAGUACUACUUGUGUUUUUCUUUUGGUGGUAUCUGUACUUUACUAUUUAUAUUUUUGACAACUUUUACUCCACUACAUUUCUAAAGAAAAUAAAUGUACAUUUUCCUCCAUACAUUUUCCCUGUGACACCCAAACGUACUGGUUACAUUUGGAAAUGCUCAGGCAGGACAGCAACAUGGGCUAAUCAUGCACCUAUCAUUUUGUUUUUUACCUUUUAUUUUAACUGGGAAGAAAUUGAGGCCUAGGUUUCUUUUCCAGCUGUGCUCUGUAAAAUACAAUAUAAAUAUACACAUUAUACACAACAUAUUACAAUACAAAACACAGGCAUGUUAAGCACUAUUAAAACAUCACAAAUCAUUCAGAAAAAGUUACAUUCCUCGACAAGUAAGUCCCCAAUCAAUACAUUAAAUUGCCUCAAACGGCACCAGAACAUCAAAAUGAAAUGUAUUUAUAUUUUUUGGGGGCAAUGUGGUGCAUUUAAGCUAAAACCAGAUUUACCUAGCUCGGUGGAGACCCUAGGCACGUCGAGUUAACGACACCUCGGGUGUCUAUACUUCAAAAGAAAAGUUAGAUAAGACGGAAGUUUAUGAAGCAGGGCCUUGUAAACAAAAAGGGAGUAAUGUAGAGAGACCUACGGGUCUUUAGCGAAGUCCAGCCAACCUUUUGAUACAGGAUGCAGUGUUGUGAUGAGUAUCAAAUCUGUCGCCCGUAACAACGAAGGGCAACGUGGUAGAUGGAAUCCAUAGCUUUAAGACUAGUAGCAACUGCAUUUGGAUAAAUAAUCACCACAAUCAAAGAACAGAUGAAAAGGUUGACUGAAUAAUCUGCUUCCUACUGCUGAGAGAAAGGCACCAUCGAUUUCUGUAGAAAAAAAGACCGCUUUAAAUCUUCGCUUCUUAACCAGCUCAUCUAUGUUUAUUUUAAAACGUCAAAUCCAUAUUAAUCCAAAUGUCUUAUUUAUAUGCAGGAACACGUUCGAUUGGAGGACCAUCUAAUGAGUGAACAUGUAGUUCAUCUGAAACGUUCUUACGAGAGUUUAAAAACAUGUAUUUAGUUUUGUCCAUAUUAAGCGCAAGUUUUAAAUCGGCAAGGGAUUCCUACAUAGCUAUAAAAUCGGACUAGUUUUGACACAGCCAGAUCAAUAGGAGCGGCAGGUAGCCUAGUGGUUAGAGCGUUGGACUGGAAGGUUUCUAGAUCGAAUCCCUGAGCUGACAAGGUUGUUGUUCUACCCUUGAACAAACCCACUGUUCCUAGGCCGUCAUUGUAAAUAAGAAUUUGUUCUUAACUGACUUGCCUAGUUAAAUUAAAAAACUAGUCGGGGCAAUAGUGUACAUAAUAGUAUCAUCCACAUUUAAAUGAAGUUAACAGUUAACCAAUGGUGUUAAUGUAAAUAGUGAAUAGAACACGUCCCAAAAUCAGGAUUUGACAGUUUUUCAGAAUUUACCCAGGUUCCCAUUACAAUCCCAAAGAGCAGUUACAUAAUUCCAUUUAGCCUUGCUGAUUUGUCUUGCACAAUAAUUCCUCAGUUGCUUAAAGCUUGCCGGGCCUGUGUCUCUUUUAUCGUCUCUUUUAUAAAUGACCUCUGAUCAUUCUGGAGUGUACCAGGCAUUCCAUCUCCCUUUAACCCUUCAUAUUUUUAAAGGGAGCAUUGAAGAAAGGCUGAAAGCCUAAAUCAUGUUGAUGGAUGGCUGAAAUACAAUCAAGGUCACUAAAAUAAAGAUUAAAAGCCUGUUCACUUAACGUUUUUAAAGUUCCUCUUUGUGUUCAGAUGAGGUUUAGAUUUGUGUUGUCUCACAUCAACAGUCAGUUUAUUUUAUUAUUUUACCCCCCCCCCCCUCCCCUUUUUCUCCCCAAUUUCGUCAUUUCCAAUUCCGAUCUUGUCUCGUCACUGCAACUCCCCAACGGGCUCGGGAGUGGCAAAGGUUGAGUCAUGCGUUCUCCGAAAUAUGGCCCGCCAAAUCAUGCUUAAUUAAACACCUGCCAGCCUGGAGGAAACACCUGAGGACUGAGUCAGCCUGCAGGCGCCCAGCCCGCCACAAGGUGUUGCUAGAGCGCGAUGAGCCAAGUAAUGUUACAGUAUCAUAACACAUAAAACCAAUCGUGACACCUUCAUGCAUGUUACAGUAUCAUAACACAUGAAACCAGUCGUGACUCCUUCAUGAAUGUUACAGUAUCAUAACACAUGAAACCAGUCGUGACUCCUUCAUGAAUGUUACAGUAUCAUAACACAUGAAACCAGUCGUGACUCCUUCAUGCAUGUUACAGUAUCAUAACACAUGAAACCAGUCGUGACUCCUUCAUGCAUGUUACAGUAUCAUAACACAUUUAUGAAACCAGCCGUGACUCCUUCAUGAAUGUUACAGUAUCAUAACACAUGAAACCAGUCGUGACACCUUCAUGCAUGUUACAGUAUCAUAACACAUUUAUGAAACCAGUCGUGACUCCUUCAUGCAUGUUACAGUAUCAUAACACAUUUAUGAAACCAGCCGUGACUCCUUCAUGAAUGUUACAGUAUCAUAACACAUGAAACCAGUCGUGACACCAUGCAUGUUACAGUAUCAUAACACAUUUAUUCAGCAUCAUGUAUAAGGGGCCUAUGGCGUAUUCACCAGUUAGCAUACUCUUUCCAUAGGAUACUGACCCAAUGUAAACAGAGUCACAGGUACUGAGAAAAACUACGCUUUGCUUUGUGUAUUGCUCAACAGG